UCAUCUGCGUUUUCUGUGCGCAAACAGGCGCUCUCGAGGGCAGCUCCGCCCCACCCUCCCUACUUAGAGAAAGAGACUUGGGAUGCUACAUUUUUAAUGACGAACUAGCUUAAUUUUUUUUUUCAUUCUCUCUGCGUCUUUAUUUUACAAUUCCUUCAACAUGUAGCCUACAUAUUUAUAUGUGGAACCACAUUUUAGUCUCCAGAUUUGUAUCCUUUAGCUGUUCGUUGGUCGACAAGCUAGGGGAAAGAUUAGAUAAUGGAUCUGUGACCCCUUCAAAGAUCGACAGCAGAACCCAUCUUUUUGUUGCUGAUCUGAUCGGGGUCGGAGCGUGGCCAAGCCACCGGAUUCGCGAUCAUGUCGGAGGCAGAGGUGAAGGAAGCUCCCGGUUCGGAGGGGAAACCCGAGCCGCCGGCGGCAGGGACCGUGCCCGUCACUGCGCCACAAGCGCAGGGUGAAACCCCGGCGUCAUCCUCGGCUGUUCCCCAAACGCCCCCCAUCGCCUCAGCAACAGAAGAUGAGGAUGAGAGUGAGGAUGAGUCGGAGGUCCUGGAGGAGAGCCCCUGCGGCCGAUGGCAGAAACGAAGGGACCAGGUCAACCAACGCAAUGUCCCGGGGAUAGAUGCUGCUUACUUGGCCAUGGACACUGAGGAGGGGGUGGAGGUGGUUUGGAAUGAAGUCAUGAUUUCAGAGAGGAAGGAUUUUAAGCCUCUUCAGGAGAAAGUUAAGGCUGUCUUUGACAACCUGAUCCAUUUAGAACACGCUAACAUUGUCAAGUUUCAUAAAUACUGGGCUGACAUAAAGGACAGUCGGGCCAGGGUGAUUUUCAUCACUGAAUACAUGUCAUCCGGAAGCCUGAAGCAGUUUCUGAAGAAGACGAAGAAGAAUCACAAAACAAUGAAUGAAAAAGCGUGGAAGCGAUGGUGCACCCAAAUCUUGUCGGCUCUCAGUUAUCUCCAUUCGUGUGAUCCACCCAUUAUCCACGGCAACCUCACCUGCGACACCGUCUUCAUUCAACACAACGGGCUCAUUAAGAUCGGAUCAGUCGCUCCAGACACCAUCAACAACCACGUGAAAACAUGUCCCGAAGAACAGAAGAACUUGCACUUCUUUGCUCCUGAAUAUGGAGCUGCUGAAGACGUCACCACAGCUGUUGACAUUUACUCUUUUGGCAUGUGUGCCUUAGAGAUGGCGCUUUUGGAAAUUCAGGGGAAUGGAGAAUCCUCCUUCAUUUCUCAGGAAGCUGUCAAUAAUGCCAUUCAGUUUCUGGAGGACCCGCUGCAGAAGGAGUUGAUUCAGAAGUGCCUGGAGUGGGAUCCCAGCUCAAGGCCGACAGCGCGGGAGCUGCUGUUUAACCAGGCCCUCUUUGAGGUGCCGCUCUUAAAACUGUUGGCUGCACACUGCAUCGUCAGCCACCAGCACAUGAUUCCAGAGAACGCCUUGGAGGAGAUUACAAAGAAGCUUGAUCCUAAUCUCAUUCUUGCUGUGUUUAAAGAAGAUGUGCAGCUCAGGCUUUCACAGUUUCCUGCUUUGGAACUUGAUAAAUUUCUUGAGGAUGUGAGGAAUGGUAUUUACCCAUUGACAGCGUUUGGGGUGCCUUGUCCACAUCCAACCCAACAGGAGACCAUUAAAUCUCCUGUGGUCACCCCCAUGGUCAAAUCCCCCACACCCGAACCCACAGAGCUGGAGACGCGACGGGUCAUCCAAAUGCAGUGCAGCUUUGAACCUGUUGAGGAGGCCACAAAGUUUCAUAUAACGUUACUACUGAAACUGGAAGAUAAACUAAAUAGACAUCUAAGCUGUGACAUGUUACCUCAUGAAAGUGUUCAGCAGUUGGCAGAGGAGCUGGUUCAGCUGGGCUUAAUCAGUGAGGUGGACCAACUUAAAAUAACCUCAUUGCUUGAAGAAACAUUAAGUCAAACAAUUCACUAACAAGACUUGUUGGAUCUACUCUCUCAUGUGUAUCAUGGGCUCCUAGUGCAUACAGAACUCAGUGAUUGUAGUUUUCUUGAAUGCCUUCUCUACAAAGCUUUGCAUGGCUGUUCAACCAAAGGAGUGGAGCCACUGUCACUUCAGGAGGGAAAAGCAUGAAGCCACAUGCCUCCAAAGAAACCCCCAGCUGUGAAUGACAUUCUCUGCCAGAGCACACAUUUUUAUUCAAGUAUGGAAAUAUUCGAAAGGUUUUAGAACGAGAUUUUGCCGUCUUAAAGUCCAAAGGGGCAUCAUCAAUGCUGUACCAAACACUUGAUACUGACAAUGACGGUGCAUGCAGUCUGUGCUUUGUUUAUCUGCUUAUGCUUUGUGUUAGUCUGUUGGAAGAGUCUGAUGCGUUUAUUUACUGCAGGCAACUAACUUACUGGAGCUGUACUUUUAACAAUGUUGCAUCCUCCUUCACACAAUAUCACAAAGGUAGAAUUUUGUUUAAACAGAAUUGCAAUCAUGCUACUUUUUUAGUCAGCUUUAUCAUGGAAGGGUUCAAAUUCAAGAAGCAAAGGGUGCAGAAGAUAUUAUAGUCUGUGAUGCAUCCUAAUAGUUUCCUCAUUUUUCCAAACGGUACAUUUUGUUUAGUUUAUGCAUUGCUUUUGCUCCAAUAUAUGCCUUAAAGUCUCACUUUCUACCUUUAUUUAUUUUUUACUGGUACUAAAUGUUCGCUGAAUGUUAAUUUCACACAUACCAAUUAGAUUUAAUUCAAGAAAUUUGCUGAAUCCUGUCUAUCAUGCAACUGAUGUUGUCACUGUGUUCAUUCUGAGAGGCUGGAAAAUCCCAGAUGUUUGCUAACUGGCAUUCACAGCAAAACUUGAUACCAACAUUACACGAGGUAAAUGACACCCAUAAUUAUUUUAUUUUUUUAAAUAGGAGUUUUAGUAUUGGUACCUUUGCAUCAAAAGCUUGUACUAUUCAGGGAGUAAAAUACACAAUUCAAAGAAUUAAUGGAAAUGUCCCUUUAGGAUUAAUUUGAUGUCAUUUUGUUAUCACAUGCAUUUUUACUAACACUUAAUUCUAAUGUGAGUUUAGAGUUUUCCUUUCUGAAAAAAAAAAGCUUUAUUGACAUACAUUCUGAUGCACAUUUGAGGUAUUUUUAAGUUCUACAUCUUUCACAUAAGUCUUAUUAACUCAUUAAUUCUGGUGGUUUUCUGAGUAUUGUUUUAAAGUAUAUUCUGGCUACUUUUUUGCUCCGUCCAACGCGUUGCCUGUUUAUGUAUGUAUGACACAUAAACUGCUAAAAUUGUAAUUUCCUGUAGAUGUGCUCAAGUCAGUUUAGGGAAUGCACAUCGCAGAAAACUCUGGCAUAGACGGUGUGAAAGCUGGAGUCUUAUGCAGAUUCCCUGCAACCCCUCUGACUUUCUUUUAGUACUUUUUCCAUCCUGUUUAUGAUGGUGGGGAUCAAACUGGUUAUUAAAUAAUCGUACUGGGUUGGCAGCUCUAGACUGUUUUCUUAUGAUGCAGACUUUUUUGAUAUGUUUGAAUAUAGCUUGGUUUUGUAUAUGACAUGAAUGUCAUUGAAUGCACAUUGUUUUUCUGAGACAUAUUGACAAUAUCUAGGUGAAAAUGCUUGUUGCAAAUAAAAGGGUCGGUUUAUUGA
This is a messenger RNA of Oryzias latipes (Japanese medaka), 3583 nucleotides long. RefSeq names its product nuclear receptor-binding protein. NCBI's taxonomy places the organism in Eukaryota, Metazoa, Chordata, Actinopteri, Beloniformes, Adrianichthyidae. Gene Ontology annotation, molecular function: protein kinase activity; ATP binding. The record is from RefSeq and is a predicted model, not a curated record. Gene Ontology annotation, biological process: protein phosphorylation.